AGUGAUUUUAAAUGAUCCUUAAAUUAUGCUCCAAGGAAAGAUUUAUUCAACUCUCUACCCACGUUCUGUAGAACAACCCUUCUUCUUGACUUAUCUUCACUGUUUGAGUCAGUUCCUUAUUUUCAGGAACACUAGCUAGGUAAUGGAGGAUGCAAGGAAGGUGGUUCGGAUGUUAGAUCGGUGUAAAAAGGGUGUUAAGUUAAAGUUUUAAGGGAUCUUGACAACUGAGUAAGAAAUAUAUCUGUGUUAGUGAGAGUAUUCUUUUGUUCCAACUAUUGUAGGAUCAUCUAAACACGUAGAGUUCAAAUUACUGAGUUGUAAUUUAUGAAAGGGUUGUGUGACCCUUACAAAGGCUCAGUCAUAAGUCUUGAGUGUAGACUUCAAAGUAGAAGCUAGAGCGAGCAUUUAGGGUUGGCUUAGGUUCUUAGUGGAACUUAAGUUUUGUUGAGUUCCUUAUAGGUUGUAACAGAAUAUUUGCCCUAUUUAGUGAAGUUGAGUUCGAAAAUUCCAAGUGGUCGUGGUUGUACUCCUUGUUGGGCAUAAAGAGUUUCCAUGUAAAAAUCUCUUUACAUCUCUUUAUUUCGUUCUUUAUUUCUAAUUUCCGCAAAAUUUGGGAACACUAGUUCCUACACAAUUCAUACCCCUUCUUGCGCGUUCCAUCUUAGUUAACAAAUUUUUUCAUUUAUCCUCUUAAAAAAUUAUUCUAUAAAAAUUGCCAAUGACCUUUUCAAAUUUUUAUAUUAUAUUUUCUUUUAAAUGUUCCAAUCUUUAAAAAAAAAGUUGUACACUACAUCACAAAGAAACCCAAAUCCCACUAACUUCCUCCAUUAUAUUUACCAAGCCACUAACUAUCUUUUUCCCCCAAUAUACUACUUUUACCCGAUUUCUUAUUCUUCCUCCUCAAUAACUAGAACCUUCACCAAUGGCAAGAACAAGCCACAACACCCCACUCCCUUACCAAACUAGAAAAAAACCUUGUACUUCAUCACCCUCCACGGAAUCCCAACUCUGUUGGACGCAUCUGCAUAUUCACUUCCACAAAAAGCUAAUCUCGAACCAAAAUCUAAAAAUUCAGUCGGUAAUACUAAACUCCAGUCAAUUGAACCUAGCUUUUCACCCACUUAUAAUAAGCACAAAAUAAAGAGACGCAAGCUCAAAGAUGGUGGUCCAUAUAAUGGGGAAGCAAAGGAGCGUUUGCAAGCCCUAACACUCAAAGCUGACUGACUCACUCGGGGUUUUGCUCUAAAUGUGGAAUGGUGUCAACCAAAUCAGAAACCGACAUAGUUAACAUUGUUGAGAAAAGAAUAUGGCAAUCCAUGGAAGAAGGCCAUUUCGAGAAAUUACCUGGUAAGGGAAAACCUCUCGAUCUUAGUACCAAUCCUCAUGCAGCUCCUGAUGAGGACACACUAUAUCGAGUUCUCUCAAAGAAUGGGUGUGCACCAGAGUGGGUGGAACUCAACAAGCAGAUAAGGAGCGAUGCUGCUGAAUGGCGGUCAGCAUUAAAGAAAGCAUGGGCAUACAAGGUCAAUGGAAAUGUUGCUAAAUGGACUGAAUGCUCAGAGACUUUAAAGGCUGGAAUGAGUGCUAUUAAUAACAAGUUUGUGGAAUGCACAGGUAUUUCGCUAUAACUUAGUUGUGCCUUUUGGUCGCCAAAUGUUUGGCAUCAAGUGGGAGAAGGAAUUGGAUCGCCUGAAACAAUCCUAACAAUACAGCAUGCAGAUCCUAAGAUUUAUUCACACUUUGGCAGGUCAUGUCUGAAAUUGCCUUCUUGAAAGGCCUUUGUUAGGAAGAAAGGACUAUUUUGGUUGUAUGAGAAUCAUCAGAGCAUGUGUUCCCCUCUGAACCAAUGCAUCAAAAUGCAAGAAAUGUAAAAUGUAUAUCAUAAUGUAGAUAGUUUGUUUGGUAUGUCUUUACUCGUGAUUUGCUUUGCGUCUCAUAAGUGUGUUUUACACUAUGUCCCCAAAAAUAAGUCUCAUUUGCAUUUUGUACACAAUUUAGGAAAGUGAAUAUAAAAUUGGAUGGUGGAGUUUGGUUGAUUAAA
This is a messenger RNA of Chenopodium quinoa (quinoa), 2041 nucleotides long. RefSeq lists its product as uncharacterized. The coding region runs from base 1254 to 1628 and encodes 124 amino acids. NCBI's taxonomy places the organism in Eukaryota, Viridiplantae, Streptophyta, Magnoliopsida, Caryophyllales, Amaranthaceae. The record is from RefSeq and is a predicted model, not a curated record. The transcript has 3 exons.